Messenger RNA from Moneuplotes crassus, 309 nucleotides. The record is from the annotation of a GenBank genome assembly. NCBI's taxonomy places the organism in Eukaryota, Ciliophora, Spirotrichea, Euplotida, Euplotidae.
AAAAAGAUGAAUAAAAUUGAGGAAACCUGGAAUAGGAUUAAUACUCACAAAGGAGUUGAGGGAAUCAUUAUCAUCGACUCCAUGGGAUCAGCCAUUAAGACCACAAUGGACCAGAACAAGACCAUUGAAUACGGAUCCCUUGUGAACCAGUUCUGAGAGAAAGCCAUCCUUUGAAUCAAGUCUUUGCAUGAGGAGGAAGAAAUUGUAUUUAUCAGAAUUAGAUCUCAGAAUAAGAAUGAAAUUAUGAUUGCUCCAACUGAAGAUUAUACUCUGAUUGUAGUCCAGAACCCCUCAGAGGAAGCUUCCUAA